AUGGCUCAAUUUGGUACUGAGUUUAGAAAGAGAUAUUUCCCUCAUAUUCCUGAUGACCUUAUUCCAGUAAACCAUGGGUCACGUGGGUUAACACCAAAACCUAUAUUAGAAUAUUUGGAUGCAAUGAAUAAAGAACAUGAACUUGAUCCGGAUGAGUUUUACUUAAUCAGAGCUAAGGACAGAUACGUUAAUCAAUUAAAGUCAUUAAGUGAAUUUUUAAAAGUUGAUUACCGUAAUUUGAUAUUGAUAACACACGCUACUAUGGCUGUUAACUGUGUUUUGAGAUCAAUCCCAUGGGAUUUUAAGAAGGAUAAAAUAUUAAUCCAUUCUUCUACAUAUCGUGCUUGUGCAUAUAGUGUAGAUUUCCUACAUGAUAGGUUCAAUCUCCAAUUUGAUGUCGUUGAUAUCCUCUACCCUAUGGAAGAUGACGAAAUUGUUCAAAAAUUUGAAACAAAAUUGAGCCAUACUAAGUACAAAUUGUGCAUGUUUGACACUAUUUGUUCUAUGCCUGGUGUGAGGUUCCCUUACAAGGAACUAAUUAAAGUCUGUAAAAAAUAUGAUACCUGGUCAUUAAUUGAUGGUGCUCAUGGCGUUGGUUUAGAAAAUAUGGAUUUCAUAUGUGAAUUGAAACCAGAUUUCAUUACCUCUAACUUACAUAAGUGGUUUAGUACUCCAAAAUCUUGUGCCUUCAUUUAUGUUGAUCCUAAACAUCAUAGACUCAUGCAAACUUUUCCUAUUUCUUGGUCUUACCCUCUAAAUUCAACAAAGAACAACAAAGAAGUGGAAGAGAAUAUAUUGAUUGAAAAGUUUUGGUAUGUUGGUACCAUUAAUUAUAGUGCUGCCUUCUGUAUUGAAAAGGCUAUUGAAUUCCGUAAAAAUAUUUGUGGAGGCGAAGAAAAUAUUCAUGAGUACCAAAAAGAGUUAGAGAAAAAAGCUAUUGAUAUAGUAUUAAGAGAAUUUGGUUCGGGAGCCAAAUUUUUGGAUAACAAUGCACACACUUUGAAUUGCAUUGGCAUGUUUAAUAUCUCCUUCCCAAAAAAUGAGAAAAAUACUAAAUUCAUUGAAAAUUUAUCUGAAUCCUAUGAUGAUUAUAGAAAAUUUAAGCUCAGAUGUGAAACUAGAAUGAUUAAGGAGGAUAAGACAUUUGCCCCAUUUAUUGCUCAUAACAAUGAACUGUGGGUCAGAUUUAGCGUUAAUAUAUAUAAUAUUGCCUCUGAUUACGAAAAAUCUGCUAGAUUAGUCAAAAGAGUGAUUGACAAGUGUAUUGAAGAGGAGCUGGAAUGA
Molecule: messenger RNA, 1284 nt
Organism: Arxiozyma heterogenica
Lineage: Eukaryota; Fungi; Ascomycota; Saccharomycetes; Saccharomycetales; Saccharomycetaceae
Exons: 1
Coding region: 1-1284 (427 amino acids)
Source: RefSeq, a predicted model, not a curated record